This is a messenger RNA of Daucus carota subsp. sativus, 4332 nucleotides long. Its product is annotated as probable serine/threonine-protein kinase PBL8. Lineage: Eukaryota; Viridiplantae; Streptophyta; Magnoliopsida; Apiales; Apiaceae. The coding region runs from base 2432 to 4192 and encodes 586 amino acids. The transcript is spliced from 7 exons. Gene Ontology annotation, molecular function: ATP binding; protein kinase activity. The record is from RefSeq and is a predicted model, not a curated record. Gene Ontology annotation, biological process: protein phosphorylation.
UGUAGUACACUGGUAAAUUUUUACUUUAAAAACAGAUCAGGGGAUGUACUGCAGCUGAUUGAAGAAAAGUCUUGUUUAGCCGUUGUAAGAGGCUCAGAGCCCGUGUCUAGCUUUUAAGAUCAUUGGAGCAACUUUUACAUCAAAAAUGACAUCAUUUUAGUGUUUUGGUGCUCGGAGAUGCUCUAAGCUUAUGAUAGUUUAAUCUAGAGUUUGUGAUGGUUAAACCAAAUACAGUAAGAUAGUAUAAUGUGUAUUUAUGAUUGUCCCUCUGUCUAAGAUAUUUAAUCUUCAAAUACAUAAAUAAUAUAUUUUACUCUUUUUUUUAUAUAUUUUACUCUUUUUAAUAUUUAACAAAAUAAGUCAAAUAAAGACCAGGGUCAAAUAUUGGAGUUUAAAAACUUUGGGUCAGGCCCCGGAGUAGGUCAACCUUUGUGUAACGGCUAGAUCUGACACAAUAUAUUGAGAUGUGAUGUUUUUCAUUCCAAAGAAGAAAUUAUACACAAAUGAGAUGAGGGAGGCAGAGUCAUGGAAGCUGCACGUUGAUGCCAGGACCAACAAAUUCAGCUUCCAAUUCAAAGCCAAAAGAUUCUUCUUCCCCAAUCUCUACCAACUCUCAUUCAACCUCAAAACACGUCCCCCUGUCUCAUUGCUCAGAAAAUCAAAAUCCCUGAAAUCAAAGUUUAUCAAGCUCCUCCAGAAAUGCAGCUUCAAACGAAUCAAAAACACAGGCAUGGCUUCUAGGACCAACUCCAGAUCUCGAUGCAUAAGCUGUGAGGGGCGAAGGAAUGAUGGAAAACUUGGUAUGUUUUAUAACUGGAUAACUGCGGAGAAGGAUAAUAUAGGGACAUCCAUACAAAGAUUGAAUAUAUUCAACAACCUCAAAAUGUUUAUGGGAAUGAAUGUAAUUUAUCUGUUCUUGUUAUUUUUGGGGACUGCAGUGGUGAGUUACUGGGCCCUCGCAGUUAAAUACAACAAUUUUAUGACUAGCGUUGUACGUUAUUUUUACAAGAUGUUAGCAGAGCUAAUUUAGAGACAAUGGUUGAAUUAGUUUUGUUUCAACAGGAAUAAUGAGCUUGCUGUAGUUAUAUGUCUCUUCUUUGAAUAACUGGAGAAUAUUAUUAUAAAUAAAAUCAAUUGAACUUUUAUGGAGGUUAAGAUUAAAUUGUAUAAAUUGUCUCUUGUGGUCUUACGAGUUGAUGCUAGUUAUGAACCUAUGGAAUUGAUCAUUAUAAUCAUAUUUUUCUUCUCUUUUUUUUCUUGUUGCGAAAUUCAAAACAUAUAUAGCAACUUGACUUCAUAAUAUGUUACUAUGUUAGCAUUGUAAUACUUAGGCUGCUUUCAAUUGGAUGUAGUGUAAUGAAAAGAGAAUGGAAUAAAACUCGUACUAUAAAUUGGGGUUAAUUGGAGAAAAUGGCUAUAUUUUUCAUUCCUUCAUUCAUUUCAUUUUAAGUAUUUGAACUAAAAAUCUAACCUACAUCUUUUUGGAAGGAAUGCUCUUUCCACUUCUUCAUCAUGUCUCCCAGCAAUCUUCAUCAUAAAUAUUUAGACCCUUUCAUAUUUAGUCACAGUUGUCUUAAUCUUUCUUCUUUCUCCAUAAAUAUUCUUUAUAAUUUUUCAUUCCAUUACAUCUAAGUGAACAAGGAAUGGAAUGAAAAAUGAACUGUGCUAUGGGCAGUUGUUAAGAAAUUUCAUUUAUUCCUCCAUUCCAUUCCUUACAUUAUAUGCUAGAGAUCACAUAUUUAAUUUGAGAUGGAAUGAUUCAUUCUCUCCUAUCCCGAUUUCUUCUCAAAUCUAAAAUAACAAUUUUACAAUCACUUAAUUAUUUUUCAAAAUUUUCUUCUUAUCUCUAGUAGUUUCAAGUAAUUUUACUCGUUACAUUGUCUAAACAAACAUUAGUGUAGCCGAUAGCUCGGUUUAUCUACUCAAAAGUUUAGCUCAAGUGAGGAAUAGAAAGGCUGGUUCGUAGAGUCUAUUUUCAAUCCCCUUACAAGAUUCCAGAGACGAGGGAUCAGCUUAAUUAAUUAGGAGAAGACUUCACAUUAUUUUAAUUUAUUGCAUCAAGCAGUAGAAGUAUCUUGUCAGUAGCACAUAUCUCUCUGUUCAUAACUUUUAGCAAUAUCAAUGAUUGAUGGGGGAUCCUCAAGAACCGAAUGUGCGCUUAACAGAAGUAGAAGAACCAACCCAUCAAUAUCUGAUAUAAGUGUUUGAAGCUGGGGUGUAGCAGAUACAACCAUUAGGAACAUCAUUCUCACCUGAGGCCUACAGUCCUUGCAGAUUGAAAAGGGAAUCAAGUCAUCAAUCUUAUUCACAACCUCAUCAAAAGAUUUUGUCAUGUAGAGGUCCUUCCUUACAGAUCAGUCCCUUUAAAAACGUAUCUUCCUGAUGGUGACAAUUCGACUGCUUUUGCUGGUGCAACUGUUGAGGAUGCAGUAUGCCGAGUUCCUGGUCAAGGAGAUUCGUGCAAUUCAUGCAGAGGAAAAUUUAUGCAGGUCUACUGUUUGGGAGUCCUGAGCUUAAGAUGGGAUGUUUUAGUGUUUCAAAGGACAAGAAGAAGAGGUCAGAGCCAAAUAGCUUUGCAAGUGUGAACCUUCAGGACCAUCCACCCACAGCAGUGCCAGAACCACCAGCCCAAACGCGAACUUUGCAAUCUGCCCCACCAAGUUUCAUAAACCGGGUGAAACAUGUUCAGCCAAAUAACAACAUAACCAGAACAAUAGCACGAGCUUUGUCCGCACCUUCAAGCCUAAAUGCAGCAAAACAUGAUACUCUCUCAACUGACUAUGAGAAACAGAAAGUCAUGAAGAGUCGAUUUGGAUCAAUGAAAGAACGUCAGAACCUACAUCCACAACCCCUUCCGCUCCCCUUACCUCCAAAUGCUGCAGUUCUGAAGAAUGUGCGGAAUUUAAAAGUAUUGAACUCUAGUGGCCCUCCUAAUACAGCUUGUCCACUGCCACUGCCUCCAGCAUUACCUCUUACACUGCCUUCCAAAUCGCCUCAAUCCCUGCCAUCUAUCGGAGUCAUAAGAAACUUCUCGUUUGAAGAACUCGCGGCUGCCUGCAAUAAUUUCAGUCCAGAGCGAUUUGUGUCAGGGGAUUCAUCUUCCAUGAUAUAUAGAGCAUCCUUUGGAGGAGAUGACAGUUCUGGCACCAGGAGAUUUGAAGCCACUGUUACUCGCCUUAAUCCAUCAAACCAGGGCUUGAAAGAAUUUUUAAAGGAGGUGAAUACACUUGGCUGUUUGCAAAGCCCUUAUCUAUGUCAAUUACUUGGCUUUCAUGCACGUGAGGGAUCGGAAGGGAGGAUGCUAGUGUAUGAGAGAUUAUAUCAUGGAAGUUUAGACAGGAUUUUAUAUGGAAGAUUGGAUGGUCCUCAACUAGAUUGGCCUGCCAGAAUGAAAAUUGCUACAUGUGCUGCGAAAGGUUUGACCUUUUUGCAUGAAGAGGGACCUUUCCAGGCAAUGUUCCAUGACUUUUCGACUGAGAAUAUACAGAUUGACAAAGAUUAUAGUGCAAAGCUAUCUGGAUAUGGUUGCGUAAGCCACAUUUCUGAAAUAGACCUAUUCAGCAACUCAGUUGCACCGACAAGUCUUCUGGUGGAGGUUCAAAAUAAAGGACUGCUCACACCUAAGAGCAACGUCUGGAGUUUUGGUAUUGUGCUUCUUGAAUUGCUCACGGGUAGGAGAAACCAUGACUAUCAUCCAAAGGAAGAGAGGAACUUGGUGAAGUGGAGUCGCCCUUAUUUAUCAGAUGAGGGUAGAUUGUCAUUGAUCAUGGACCCUCAUCUGCAAGGGCGGUUCCCAGCCAAGGCAGCACACUUGGUAGCUGAUAUCGUUCAGAGAUGUCUUCAGACGGAUCCAUCAGAAAGGCCAACCAUGAGGCUCAUUACCGAGCAUCUCACUGCAAUAGAACAAAUUAAAUAUACAUCCCGGUUUCCACUGCAAAAUCCAGGAUCAAUCCGUGGCAAAAGCAUGUCUAGAUCACCAAGCCUGAAUGGGAUCAUUACACCAGGACCCCAAUUAACUCUGUCUUCAUCACAAAAAGCCAGAUUACGUGUUUCUCCAACUCGACCAUUGGGCCUGCCGCUUACUCUUCCUCCCCAAAGCUGUUCCUCCACUCUCUCUUCCGAAGAAUUUAAUAGAAAGGGGCGAAAGUUGUCAUCUUCCAGCAAUCAAAAAUCUGGCGUUGAAGGUUUUUGAUUAUUAAAUACAAAGUUUAAAUUUUCCCUUUUUUGCUAGUCAUUUUACAUGAAAUAUAGAUAUAGAAAUUAUGUGUGGUAUGUUUAUGUUAACUCUUAAGAUCUGGGUUUAAAUAUGUAUAUUGUUUCUUGUUGGAUUCA